Messenger RNA from Funneliformis mosseae, 122 nucleotides. The record is from the annotation of a GenBank genome assembly. Lineage: Eukaryota; Fungi; Glomeromycota; Glomeromycetes; Glomerales; Glomeraceae.
AUGGAUUUCGGACACCGCGUGAUGUCUUUGAUAUUGCCCGGAAUUUAUACCGAAACAUGGUUGGAUUCCGAUCUGGACACUACGGCAAAUUCUGGACAAAUUCCAGAAUUUUUUUUCAUAGG